GUGGAUUUGUGCCCCAGCCACGCAGGCCCUCCACGUCAUUGCACAGCGCUCUCCACGGGUGACCUAGGAAAGAUCCCGCGAAGAUGAACCAGGAGGAGGAGCAGAUAACUUGAGCAUUUGGAUAAUGUGAGAAUUGAGAUGCAGUGAUGUCUACAAUCUGCCCGCCACCAUCCCCAGCGGUUGCCAAGACAGAGAUUGCUUUAAGUGGAGAAUCACCUUUAUUAGCAGCCACCUUUGCUUAUUGGGAUAAUAUUCUUGGUCCUAGAGUAAGACACAUUUGGGCUCCAAAGACAGAACAGGUCCUUCUCAGCGAUGGAGAAAUAACUUUUCUUGCCAACCACACCCUAAAUGGAGAAAUUCUUCGGAAUGCAGAGAGUGGGGCUAUUGAUGUAAAGUUUUUUGUCUUGUCUGAAAAAGGAGUGAUUAUUGUUUCAUUAAUCUUCGAUGGAAAUUGGAAUGGAGAUCGGAGUACUUACGGACUAUCCAUUAUACUUCCUCAGACAGAGCUUAGUUUCUACCUCCCACUUCAUAGAGUGUGUGUUGACAGAUUAACACAUACUAUUCGAAAAGGAAGGAUAUGGAUGCAUAAGGAGAGACAAGAAAAUGUCCAAAAAAUUGUCUUAGAAGGCACAGAGAGAAUGGAAGAUGAGGGUCAGAGUAUUAUUCCCAUGCUUACUGGGGAGGUCAUUCCUGUAAUGGAACUGCUUUCAUCUAUGAAAUCCCACAGUGUUCCUGAAGAAAUAGAUAUAGCUGACACGGUACUCAGUGAUGAUGAUAUUGGUGACAGUUGUCAUGAAGGCUUUCUUCUCAAUGCCAUCAGUUCACAUUUGCAGACCUGUGGCUGUUCUGUCGUAGUAGGUAGCAGUGCAGAGAAAGUCAAUAAGAUAGUGAGAACAUUAUGCCUUUUUCUGACUCCAACAGAGAGGAAAUGUUCCAGAUUAUGUGAUGCAGAAUCAGCCUUUAAAUAUGAAUCAGGCCUCUUUGUACAAGGCCUGCUAAAGGAUUCCACUGGAAGCUUUGUACUCCCCUUCCGGCAAGUUAUGUAUGCUCCGUAUCCCACCACACACAUCGAUGUGGAUGUCAACACAGUCAAGCAGAUGCCGCCCUGCCAUGAGCACAUUUAUAAUCAGCGUAGAUACAUGCGGUCAGAGCUGACGGCCUUCUGGAGGGCCACCUCAGAAGAGGACAUGGCUCAGGACACCAUCAUCUACACAGACGAAAGCUUCACUCCUGAUCUGAAUAUUUUCCAAGAUGUCUUACACAGAGAUACUCUAGUAAAAGCCUUCCUGGAUCAGGUUUUUCAUCUGAAGCCAGGCUUAUCUCUCAGGAGUACAUUCCUUGCACAGUUCCUGCUUGUUCUUCACAGAAAAGCCUUGACACUAAUAAAAUACAUAGAGGAUGAUACGCAGAAGGGGAAAAAGCCCUUUAAAUCUCUUCGGAACCUGAAGAUAGAUCUUGAUUUAACAGCAGAGGGCGAUCUUAACAUUAUAAUGGCUCUAGCUGAGAAAAUUAAGCCAGGUCUACACUCUUUUAUUUUUGGGAGACCUUUCUACACUAGUGUACAAGAACGAGAUGUUCUGAUGACUUUUUAAGUGUAUGAUUUAUUGAGUAUGUUUCACCAACAGUCAUGACUGCUGUAGAAGUGGUGUGGAGGCAUCAUUCCCAUAGUCCUGCUCAGCAGCUGCAGGUCAAGUUACUGACACUACCCUUGUCACAAGAGGGCUGUAAGGGGAUGUCACAUACAUCAUUACAUUGAAUGUCUCUUCCCGUUGUACUGUCUUGGGGACUUUUGUUUACAAUUAUAAUAAAUGCUAUUGCUGUCUUUUGAAGAUAUUAUAGGAUAUAAAUGACCACAACUACUGUUUUUUAAAAUCUGUGAUUCCUGGUUGACAUCUCAAAGUAGAGUGAGUUUUUACAGAUGUACGACUAGUUGACUUUCCAUCUUUGAGUGUUCUGUGGUGUAUAAGAAUACUUAUGUAAUCAACUGAGCAUUAGAGCAAACACUUAAAUUUUUCAUUUCUACAAGAAGGAAUUUAGUUUGAGCACAGGCUUAGUUUUCAGAAGAAAGACAUGAAUGAAACAGAUUUUUAACUGAAAUUAAGUAUUAGAUCCUAUUUUGUAGGCUUGUCCUUAGGGUUCAGUCCAUCUAGAAAUGCCAAGGAGUCAUCUUAGUCCUUGAUUUUGGUGCACAGUGUGAAUUUUGUUUUGUUGUUGUUUUUGUCAAUAUCUUUUUUUUUUUUUUUUAGUUCUGUCCAAAAAUAUAUAGGAAAUCCCAUUUUGUUAUAGUAGUUACCAGUUUCUGAGCCAAAUUGAACUAUAUACGUCCUGUGCCUUUCCCCUGCCUCACUUCAAAAAUACAGUUUCUUGGAAAAGAUUUAGAUUUCAGUGGUCAGAUGUUUUCAUCUUGGGUUUUUGUUGUUGUUGUUUGAGUUUUAGUCAUUUGUUUGUUUGUUCGUUUGUUUUUUGGCAGGGCCUACUGUGCCUGAUUGGAUAGUCAUUAUUACUCUGACAUUAUAAAAUACAUUAAAGAAUGCAUAGAUACCUGGAUGUGGUCACUCAUAUUUACACUCCCAGCACUCAAGAGGCUGAGGUAGGAAAAUUGCCAUGAGCUUGAAGCCAGCCUGGGCUCUACAGAGUGAAUUUCAGGUCAGCCUAGGAUAGAGUGAGACUCUACCUCAAAUAAACAAACAAACAAAAAAACCCAUGAAGAUUGAAUUUUAUUUCAAGAUUGUGAAACAGCUCCUUUUUUUUUUUUUUUUUUUUGUGUUGUUUUUUGUUUUGCUUUGUUUUUCAAGGUAGG
Molecule: messenger RNA, 2800 nt
Organism: Jaculus jaculus (lesser Egyptian jerboa)
Lineage: Eukaryota; Metazoa; Chordata; Mammalia; Rodentia; Dipodidae
Gene: C9orf72
Product: C9orf72-SMCR8 complex subunit
Exons: 11
Coding region: 147-1592 (481 amino acids)
Biological process (GO): autophagy; endocytosis
Cellular component (GO): endosome; autophagosome
Molecular function (GO): guanyl-nucleotide exchange factor activity
Source: RefSeq, a predicted model, not a curated record